This is a messenger RNA of Penaeus monodon (black tiger shrimp), 1888 nucleotides long. Its product is annotated as nuclear receptor coactivator 5-like. Lineage: Eukaryota; Metazoa; Arthropoda; Malacostraca; Decapoda; Penaeidae. Gene Ontology annotation, molecular function: RNA binding. The record is from RefSeq and is a predicted model, not a curated record.
CCGCUCGUCACUUGAGCCGAGACUCCGUCAACCCAGAAGACUCGUAUUAAAAAGACGACUGAAAUAGCGAUUUUCUCCCUUAAUUCUGACUUUAUUGAAUACUUAAUACCGGUAAGAAGAUUUUAAAACACUAUGUCGCGUGGAAGGGAUCGGGAUCGCCGUCGGUCCCACUCCCGCAGCAGAAGUAGGAGCAGGAGCAGGAACCGUGAAAGCUCGCCUAAUCGUCGUGGUGUGUCAGAGGUGACUUCUGACCCCAAGACUGUUAAUGCGAGGAUCUUUGUUGGCAGCAUCAAUGCCUUCAUAACACGAGAUAUGCUUCAAGAAUACUUCUCACAGUAUGGCAGAGUUUUGGAGCACCGCAACAUGCCGGUUGAUGAUGCUUUGCGUUUAAUUGAACAAAAUUUUGGAGAAUAUGUCAAGAAAGCCCGUCAACGGAAUAUUCGUGAAGUUGUGCCCCGAGAUAUUCGCAUUUUGAUCUGUGAUUUACUCGACUCGCGUCCGCUCUCCAUGGGCGACCUGGACAAGUUAAUCAAGUACCUGAAGGAACGGCAAAGCAUACUGGUUGAUGACCAGAUAGAACAGAAACGAGAGACAGCUGCAGGAGCCAGUGCAAGUCGUCCCAUGGCAGUUACAUACCCUGGGUAUAACUAUGGCUCUAACAGUGUGGUUGGUUCAGGGACACCAGUCAGUCAGAGCACAACAGCAGCAGCAACAGCCAGUGCUGCAACUGCAGGUACAGCAUUGACUGCUGCAGUUAAUGUUGUCCCUCAGAAUGUUUCAGGCACUGCUUACCCAGCAUACGGUGGCAUGGCUGGUGUGUAUGGCGCUUAUGGUUUGGCACCACAGGUUCCAGCCACCCCAGUAGCACCGCCCAUGAUUACUCAUGGGGCUGUGGGCAGUACAGGAAACAAGCAAAGUGAAUUGCAGGAGAGAAUACUGAAUCUGAUGAAGGGAACUCCAGCUGGUGCAGUGCCCACAGGUGUCCCACCUCCCUCUGGUGUCCCUCCACCCACUGGUGUGCCCCCACCCUCAGGGGUGCCUGCCCCAAGCAUGGUGCCACCUGCCUGGUCUACAGGGGUGUCAACUCACACCAACAAGGUCAGCACCACAGGCAUAAAGCCCACUCAGUCGGCCCCCCCGGGGCAGAGCACUCUUUUUGCUGCCUAUAACCCGUGGAACCAAUGAGCUUCUUUAGAAACCAUGCGCAUUGUGUAGAGUAUGAAACACCAUUAUUUGAGAAACAACAAUUUCCUCCAAUUUUCUGAGAGAUACCUUGUCUGCGUAUGACACUGGAAAUGAUGGACUGAACAUUUUCGCGGAUUUUUCUUUCUAUGCACCAUUAACAGGAUACAAACACUUGAGAACGACUAUAAAACUGACGUUUAAUGUUAAGCAUGAGUUAUUUUGUAGAUGUGUGGAUGAUCUUAGGCAAAAAUGGGGGAGAGUUAAAAAUAAGGCACUUUUAGACACAGUGGCUUCCUAGAUAGGUUGAAGUAUAGAAGUAUCUGAAAUGAUAUAUAAAGGCAUUGAACCACAAAUGAACUCUGGAAAGGUCAGAAUUAGAGAAAAGACCAGAUAUUUUAGAAAAGUAGUACUUAUCAAGAAUGAAAAGAGUUUGCAGAGAAUUUAAUGAUUGCAAGUGAUUUGAAUUCCUGAGUGAGAUAAUGUAUUUCUGAUUUUUUAAGUGAUCCUCCAUUUAAUUUUUUGAACUCUCAGUUUUGUAAUGAUAUAUUGAAAAAAGUUGAAGAAUAAUCAGAGUGUACACUAAGCACAUUCAUAUCCUGAUAAGAACUGAACUAUCAUGGACUUUAGGAGACACAUUUAUCUAAUGUGUCUUAAACACAGUGAUUAAGUGGUUAUUUUGACUUGCUCUUUGAUUUUUUCUCUU